Messenger RNA from Ilex paraguariensis (yerba mate), 405 nucleotides. NCBI's taxonomy places the organism in Eukaryota, Viridiplantae, Streptophyta, Magnoliopsida, Aquifoliales, Aquifoliaceae. The record is from the annotation of a GenBank genome assembly.
AUGGCAUCUUUGUACUACUGUAGAAGCAGUUUGUUAGUUAACCUAGUAUCAUGGAUCUUUGACAUGCAACAGAGGUUACUAACAUGGUUCGAGGUCACGGCCCAGGUAAGACAGCAAGGAGAAUUUGAGUCCCUCCAUCGUGACAUGAUGGUUGGCUUUGGGACCUGGGAAUUUGAUCCCAUGGAUCUGGAGAACCCAUUCCCAAACAAUGAAGGCUCUGUCCAUCUAUGGCAUGGUGAUGAUGAUGGGGUUGUGCCUGUUAUGCUGCAACGUUAUAUUUCCCAGCAGCUUCCUUGGAUACACUAUCACGAGAUCCCAGGUGCUGGUCACAUGUUCCCAUUUGCUAAUGGAAUGACCUAUAAAAUCAUGAGGGCACUUUUAAAUGCAGAAAAUAACCUUUCAUAG